AUGGAACUCUACAUCCGUUCUUUGUCUAUUGAAGAUCUAGAUCAAUGCGCAACUGUGGAGUCUGCGGCCUUUCCACCUGGGGAAGCUGCGACUCGUGAAAAAAUCGAGUAUCGCUUAUCUGUUUGUCCUCAUAUAUGCUACGGGUUAUUUGUCCGGCAUGGGACAAGUACCCCAGAAGGAUGCAGACAACAAGGAGAUAUCCCAGUCUUGACCAAAGCGCCUGACAGUUGCGGCAGUGACCGGCUCAUUGCACACACCAUUGCCACGCAGUCAAUCUCCCGGGCUGUCAAGGAUGGAGACAUGGCCUGCCCAGUAAACUGGAAGACGGAUCACACGGCUAUGCACUGCGUCGGCCAUAGACCUGAGGGCAGAACCAUUGCGCUGCAUUCGCUUGCCGUUUCGCCGUCUUGGCAAAGGCUAGGCUAUGGCAAGAAACUCAUUUCAAUCUACAUUAAAGAGAUGAUGAAGAUUGGGCAGGCGGACAGAAUUUCAAUUCUUACUUAUGAUAGGCUGGUACCCUACUAUCAGCAGUUGGGAUUUACAGACUUUGGCAAGAGUCAGUCUGAGUACGCAGGUGUCGUUUGGCACGAUUUGACUUUCGAGUUCCGUCAUAUAUAA
Messenger RNA from Colletotrichum graminicola M1.001, 618 nucleotides. RefSeq names its product acetyltransferase. The record is from RefSeq and is a predicted model, not a curated record. Lineage: Eukaryota; Fungi; Ascomycota; Sordariomycetes; Glomerellales; Glomerellaceae. Gene Ontology annotation, molecular function: aralkylamine N-acetyltransferase activity. The coding region runs from base 1 to 618 and encodes 205 amino acids. The transcript has 3 exons. Gene Ontology annotation, cellular component: cytoplasm.